Messenger RNA from Mustela erminea (ermine), 1037 nucleotides. RefSeq names its product developmental pluripotency-associated 5 protein-like. The transcript is spliced from 3 exons. NCBI's taxonomy places the organism in Eukaryota, Metazoa, Chordata, Mammalia, Carnivora, Mustelidae. The record is from RefSeq and is a predicted model, not a curated record. Gene Ontology annotation, cellular component: apical cortex; protein-containing complex. Gene Ontology annotation, molecular function: RNA binding. Bases 68 to 589 code for a protein of 173 amino acids.
GGUCUUGUCCCGCCUCCCGGCCACGUGGGGUUCUCUCUUCCUGUGGAUCCGGUCCUGGGUACAAGCAAUGGCGCCUUUCAGGAUGAAGACCCAGCACGAGUCCUACAGCCCAGGAACCGGCAAGAAGUGUUCCCUUUCCAGGAAUUGGCUCCUUAUGCACACUCAGCAGUACUGGUGUAAGUUUAAGCACUUUCUGAAGCCAUCAGUGCUUAACGUGGAAGCACGUCUGCUGGAAAAGAUUUUCGGUCCAAGCAGAGUUCUUCUCCCGGGGUUCGAACGGGAGUUCAAAGUCGUGCUCCAGAUGAGAAAGCCCAACUCCGAGGGCAAGGUUGAAAUCUUCAUCCUGGGGAGACGCCGGUACCGCAAGCGUGCCAAAAGGCUGAUUCGCAUUCUGACCACGAAGCCCAGAAGGAAGUCGUGUGAAGGCACAAUGAUGCUCAGCCUGGAAACCAUGAAGUCUCUUGAAAAAGAGAAUGUUCACUCCAGUGCUUUCCUCUCCACCACAGUGAUGAACAGCCUGGAUGAAGCCAUGCAGUCGCUGGAAAUAGGUCAGGAGACUGUCCAGGAACCUGUUACCAAAACAGUGUGAAUUUUGUGAUGAGGUUCUCAGUGCAGGGGCAUCAGUCUGGGUCAGGAGCCUUAUGCUUAGAGACCCAGUCUGAACUCUUUUGUUCCUGUGGCUCAGGGGAAAUAAGUAUUGUUCAUGGUCUACAUAACUUUCUGCUGCAUAGACAGCUGUUUAAAGAUUCAAACAUGAGUUAUAAUAAAAAAAAAUAAACUUUAAAAAAAUAGAUAUAGAUUAGUAUUGUCAAGAAGACAGUCUUGCUUUUGCACACUCCAAGAUGGGAAAGAGCUAGGAAUUAACAAAUGGUUGGUUCUGCUUUUUCAUAGUGUUCUGUAUUAGGCGGGUGUGACUAGGAUCUUUAAUGUUCCAGGGAGCUUUUGUAGCUAAGGAAGAACUUUACUGUUUAUUCUUUCAUUAAUGGUGAUUUUGGAAAAAAAAAAAAAGUUAUACUGAUAUUAAACAAGCUUUGUAA